This is a messenger RNA of Sporothrix brasiliensis 5110, 597 nucleotides long. RefSeq lists its product as uncharacterized. The record is from RefSeq and is a predicted model, not a curated record. The transcript has 3 exons. Lineage: Eukaryota; Fungi; Ascomycota; Sordariomycetes; Ophiostomatales; Ophiostomataceae. The coding region runs from base 1 to 597 and encodes 198 amino acids.
AUGACUGUCACGGUGACAGUCACCAUCGUCGCGGCCGACAACGCCGCCAACACCACCAUCACCACCACCAUCACCACCACCAUCGCCGUCACCACCACCACCAACGUGCCGUCGGCCCCCCUCGCGCUUCCCGCCGCCCCCAUCGCGCUUCCCGCCGCCCCCCCGGCUCCCCGGCCGCCAUCGCCUCUCCUGCCGGCCCUCCGGUCGCCGCUGCACCCGCCCUUGUCGCCGCUGGCCCCGCCGUGUCCCGCGCAGGAGCCCGGGCGCCGUCGCAUCGCAUCGCCGCAGCAAAGCGGCGAUGCAACGGCGCCGGGCCAAGUACAAUCUGCGCCGCAAGCAGCGCGUGACCACCACCACCACAAUCACCACCACCGUCGCGCUUCCAAACCACCGCCACGCCUCCCUACUGCCGCCGCGCACCUCCCUGUCACCGCCGCGCAUCCCUACUGCCGCCGCGCUGCCCGCCGCCGCCGCACGCCCCACCACCACCACGUGCCGCGCGCCGCCAUCCUCCCCUGCGCAGCCGCGCCCGUCCCUGCCGCCGCUGGCCCGGCUGCUACCCAGGCGCCGAUGUCUCGCCGCAGCAAUGAGAGUUAG